CAGAGGUGCACAUCGGAUACAGUGGACAGAGCACGAGUUCGCGCUGUAUGUCUUCGCCCACCAUAUGGACAAGGAGACGCGGGCGGCGCUGCAGGCCGGGGCGGCGCGGAGCCCCCUGCCGCCGCCGGACGCGUCGCUACCAGGCGCCGAGCCCGACGAGGAGGACGCGGCGGGCGCCUACGACGAGGACGGCGAGGGCUCGGACGUGUUCAUGAAGUGGAACGGCCAGGAGGACAUCACGCAGGAGCUCUGCGACCAGGUGCCGGACGCGUCCCUGGAGAAGCUGUCCGGGCUCGUCGCGCACAUCGACGCCGGGCUCACGCCGCCGAUUAUUGCCGCCGCCAUGGUGCGGGCGCUGCUGCUCGUGCGCAGCGACGACAAGGCGGACGCCCUCUUCCAGGCCGUGUUCCCCAGAUCGCCCAAGGUUCGCGCCAUGGUGGUGGAGGGGGAGGUCCCCGUGGCCUUCCUCCGCGGCGUGGCGCGCCACCGGGCGGCGUCGGUGACCUUGCGGCGCAUGCUGGCGCGGUACGAGACCACGCCGCCAGAGGAGGUGCGACGGCUGAUAGAGGAGCUGCUCUUCGAAGAGCUGAUGGAGGAGCAGCACGCGCAGAAGGUCGUGCUGGAGCACCCGCUGGCGCGCCACCUCGUGCUGUGGAUGCGGAGCGGCGCGGCGCCCGGAGGCG
Molecule: messenger RNA, 683 nt
Organism: Prorocentrum cordatum
Lineage: Eukaryota; Dinophyceae; Prorocentrales; Prorocentraceae
Source: the annotation of a GenBank genome assembly